Molecule: messenger RNA, 1780 nt
Organism: Neurospora hispaniola
Lineage: Eukaryota; Fungi; Ascomycota; Sordariomycetes; Sordariales; Sordariaceae
Product: Alpha/Beta hydrolase protein
Exons: 4
Coding region: 404-1366 (320 amino acids)
Cellular component (GO): membrane
Molecular function (GO): palmitoyl-(protein) hydrolase activity
Source: RefSeq, a predicted model, not a curated record
UCCCUGUCGGCGUCGUGGCGUCCAUAAUAUUCCCUGUAAGCAAGCAUUGAGGGUUGGUGACCAUCCCGGAGCUUCCCACUUCCACGAGUUCUUUUGGCUUGGGUCUCUUUUAGCCGUCCGUACCUUGCAGACCGCGUCAAGCCAAAGAGGUCCCCGAGCUGAGCUUCCCUGCAGACUUGUUUCCCUACCGCCAUUUGCUCUAGGUUGCCCUGUCUCGCCUGUCUGGAGCCCCGUCACGCCGUCACUCCGUCACUCCGUUGGACGUGGUACCUAACGUCAAUCAAUCAAUCUGCGCAGACUUGCAGCCCGGAAGCCAACAGAGCCAAAGAAGUCCACUCAAAGCCGGCACCCGAUCGGUCAGGCGUCCACCCACGGCCCUCAACCCUCGCUCGCCUCGGCAAGCAUGUCAUCUCCAAAUGUCACGCCUCCGGCUCCUGAUGGCAAUUCUUUCCUGGUGCAGAUAGUGUCUCUGCUGAGCAGCGCCGCAAGCCACUUGCGCCUGCCGGUGAUAGCCUCUACUGGAGUCGCCGCCAUCCUCACUGGGCUGCUCUACUUCAAGCAAAAAGCUCUAAUCUAUCCCUCUCACAUGCCCCCCGGCUCUCGAACGGACAUACCUCGACCCAGCUUCUACCGCAUCAAAGACUACGAAGAACUUAUUAUCCCGACCAAAGAUGGCGAGAAGCUGUCUGCCUUUUACAUUCGGGGCCCCAAGGGCGGGUCCAACUCUAAGGUGACCGUGAUCAUGUUUCACGGAAACGCUGGUAAUAUUGGCCACCGUCUACCCAUCGCACGCAUGUUGCUCCAAGCUGCGGGCUGCAACAUCUUUAUGCUCGAAUACCGUGGCUACGGAAUCUCCACCGGCCACCCUGACGAAUCUGGGCUCAACAUUGACGCCCAAACCGCCCUCGACUAUCUCCGCGAUCGUGCCGAGACGCGGGACCACAAGUAUGUCGUCUACGGCCAGAGUCUUGGUGGGGCAGUUAGUGUUAAGCUCGUGUCCAAGAACCAAGGCAAGGGCGACAUUGUCGGCUUGAUUCUGGAAAAUACCUUUCUCAGCAUGCGCAAGCUGAUACCCAGCAUCAUCCCUCCUGCUCGGUACCUUGCAUCCCUAUGCCAUCAGGUCUGGGCUACCGACACCUUGAUCGGCAAUGUCAAGGUACCUACUUUGUUUUUGAGUGGACUCCAGGACGAGAUUGUGCCACCCACUCAUAUGAAGCAGCUUUAUCAUCUCUCCAACGCCCCGAUCAAGAUCUGGAAGCCUCUUCCCAACGGCGACCACAACUCGAGUGUCCUCGAAGAGGGCUACUUUGAGGCCAUUGCAGAAUUCAUCCAAAGGGUUUCCUCAGGAGACUCCGAAAAGAAAUAGCUUGAUUCGACAACGAAAUCCGCGCCGUCGCUCUUUCCUCGUUCCAUGCGGUAAUUGGGUCUUUCUGUUGAAGGGGAGGCAUAUGAUGUGCCAACGAUCUUGAUGACGCGAAAGCGUCCAUGAUCACGAGCUGUUGGGGGACAGCGAAGCACAAGUACGACAACCACGACCUUGGUGGCUUGAUGCUUGAAGAUGGGUCGGAACUUGAGGCUUCCAUUGAGGUGUCAUAUUUUCUCUUUCGCACCUCAUGUAUGUAUUUCAUGACCCUUUGGGCAUAUGUCGAGGCUGCUCGGGUCUUGAUUAAGACCCAAACGGGACGAGGCUCGAUGAUUCUAUCAAGGAAGAGAAGUUUUCGGAGAAUAAAUACCAAAUAUUAAUAUAGGACAAGGAAUAAUUCAAUUUCAUAUUUCAACA